Effrenium voratum is the source of this 2304-nucleotide messenger RNA. The record is from the annotation of a GenBank genome assembly. Lineage: Eukaryota; Dinophyceae; Suessiales; Symbiodiniaceae.
AUGGAUUGCUGUGACACGGGACACACCACCGUGCAUCAUGAGAAGUGGGUCAACGCAGGUUAUGGAAGGGGCGCAUACGAAUCGGUCACCGACGUGGUCUACGUGGGUGAGGGCAAGGGCAGCAUAGAGAAGCGCGAGGCCGUCGUGGGCCAGUCUUUCAGAUUCCGCCCUGCCUGGUGCGUCUUUGUGAGCCUCCUCCUGCUGCUCUCCGUGGGCCUUUGGAUCAUUUGGUGGUUUUAUGGUACCCGCGAUGCUGGAUUUAGCGACACCAUUGUGACGCCGGUCUACGCUCCUUUGCCCACUCCUGAACCGCAGGAGAUCAUCAUUAGGCAUCACAUCGUCACCAGCACCCGCAACAAGUACAUCCGGCAGCCCGUGCCCGGUGCACCGCACGUAGUCAUUCAUCAUGUAUAUGAGCCCCAUGCUCACUACUCUUGCGGCGACAGGGAGCAUUGGCGAGCUUGGUCCUCGCACCACAAGCGCUGGUGCUGCUGGCAGGAAGACUUUGCCUGCCCCGUGAAGGUGAUCAAGAAGGACAAGUACAUCCCGGUGACGCAUCAUCACGCAGUGGCGGUGCCAAUGUACUACAAGGUAAAGGUGCCGGGCAAGAAGCCGCACCCGGUGUACGUGAAGGUGAAGGUGCCCGCGCCCGCGCAGCCCCCGAAGCUGGUGAAGUUCCCGGUGCCGGUGCCGGGGGCCAAGCCGCCGCCGCACAUCCACUACAAGUACGUGCCGGAUCCCGUGGAGGUGAAAGUUCCGCACAUCGUGUACGACAAGAAGGAGGUGGACAUGCCGGUCACCGUGAAGAAGUAUGUGCCGAGGCAUGUGACGGAAGCCCCGGAGACCAUCUACAAGACUCGGAAGGUCUACAUUCAUGACAAGGACUAUGACUGUGUUGAAGGCUACCAUGAUUGGAAGCACCUGUGGAACGACGACAAGCGUCGCUUCUGCUGUUGGAAAGCCAAUCGUGGAUGUCCGCAAACCAAGUACCACACGAGGACCAAAAUUGUCACAAGGACGAAGUAUGUUGACGUUCCCGUGCCAUCACCUCCCAAGAUCGUGGUGCAGCAUCAUUACAUCAAGCACAAGGAGAAACCUCAGACGCACUUCGACUGCAAUGAAGGCUUCUCCAACUGGUACUUUGGCUGGUCUCCUCUCAAGAAGGAGUUUUGCUGCGCCCACGAGAAUCGCGGCUGUCCGGGCACAUGGAAGGGCAAGCUGCAUAUCUCGAUGAUGGAGGCCCAUGGAGGUGGUCACGCCCACGCGAAAGGGGAGGGCCAUGCCUCCGGCAAGAUCUACGACUGCCACGCGGGGUUCUCCAACUGGCUGCAUGGAUGGUCCGAUUCCAAGAAGACUUGGUGCUGCAGCCGAGAGCAGAAGGGAUGUGUGAAGUUCGAGUGCUUCGAUGGGGAUCAAACGCAGUGGCACUCGGAGAAGCAGUCCUGGUGCUGUUCCAACUUUCAGAGGGGUUGCCCACACACCACGCUUUCGCCUUUGGGAUGCAGGACGCCCUGCACCCAUUCGGGGAACACAGCACUGUGCAUGGACCGUAUCAAGUGGACCUCCGAUCAUAUCUUCUCCAGCCACCCGAAUGCUUGCGCACUGGCCUAUAGCAAGGUGCAGGUUGAGUGUGACGUGUGCCGUGCAUGCAGCAUCGAAGCAGCUGGGUGCGACAUGGGCCACGUGGGCACUUCCAAGCCAUUUGACUGCAACGCCGCCCUCAACAACUUCUUCAGGGCGUGGUCACCGCCGAAGAAGCACUGGUGCUGCACCACCGAGGGCAAGGGCUGCGAGGGCUCGGGGCCGCCCAGCGUUGACCCCGGCGCCGGCAUGGUGUGGAAGCACAUGCAGGUGAAUGGCUACUGGACCUGGAUGGCGGUGGCCGUAAGUGGAGGCGGAGGAGGAGGAGGAGGGGUGGUGAGCCUGCCGUACGACUGCCACGCCGGCUUGGCCAAUUGGCACCUGGGGUGGUCGUCCCCCAAGAAGACCUGGUGCUGCGCCAAGCAGCACCUGGGAUGCGAGGCCGGCGCCGGCGGCACCGGCGGCGGUGGCGCCUUCGGCGGCGGCGCCUCCGGCGGCGGCGCCUUCGGCGGCGCCGGCGGCGGCGGGCACCCGCCGGGAGCCGCGGGCGCGGGCAUGGUGUGGAAGUGGCAGAGCGACGCGGGGCAUUGGCACUGGAUCCAGGUCCACUUCAAUGGCAAGCUCCCCUACGACUGCCGCGCGGGUCUGCCCAACUUCAAAAUUGGCUGGUCUCAGCCAAAGAAGGACUGGUGCUGCCCCAACACGGGCUUGGGCUGCAUGUAG